Messenger RNA from Aspergillus uvarum CBS 121591, 1164 nucleotides. RefSeq lists its product as uncharacterized. NCBI's taxonomy places the organism in Eukaryota, Fungi, Ascomycota, Eurotiomycetes, Eurotiales, Aspergillaceae. The record is from RefSeq and is a predicted model, not a curated record. The transcript has a single exon. Bases 134 to 1060 code for a protein of 308 amino acids.
GCCGGAAUGCGCUUUCCUUGCUGCCUAGGAGCCUGAUUUUAUGAUACAUAGGACACAUUCACACAGAGUAGUCUUCAAUUCAUUUGUCUGAUCCCAUUAAAGCUUCACAGAGCCGUCAGACUGCAAUCCUUGAAUGGCUUCGAACCUAAUUACUGAUUAUUUCCGGCCGAUGAGCGGACGGCGGAAGCGGCCGCAAGCAGGAGCACAACAAUCGUGGCGAGGCCGAAGAGAGAAACUCAGAUUGGUCGCAGAAGAAACAAACGCAUUGCUCCCAAGAAUUUUGUCUACACGGCCCGAGUCACCUCCUAUCGGGCAAAUAUGUCACGGCUUCAAAUAUGAAGCUCUUGAUCCUAGAUUCAGCCCGAGGCUGGCGACCCAAGUGGAAAUACUGCUCGGUGAUACUUUCGAUAUUGCUACUAGACUGGGACCUUCUCUAUACCCCUACAAUCAAAACAACGCGGAGCACGUUUGUAUUCUCAAUAUGGCCAACGCAAAAAAGCCUGGCGGCGGAUGGCUCAACGGAGCCCUUGCCCAAGAAGAGGCACUCUGCUACCGGAGCAGCUUAAGCUCAACACUCAAACGUUGUUAUUACCCUUUACAGUUCCUCGGCGCUAUUUAUUCACCGUCUGUCCUCAUCUUCCGAGAGAGCAUUGACCAAGGCCAUGAGCUGAUGGACCAGGAGAAACCCGAUCUUUUCCCGGUGGUGAGCGUGAUUAGCGUGGCUGCUAUUCAGGAUCCAGAAAUAGACCACCAACACGACCCGCCGAGGUACAAAAGCCCGCGCGAUCGCGAGGGUAUGAAGAGGAAAAUGAGGUUAAUUCUUCGAAUCGCUGCGUAUAAGAAACACCGCAGGCUUGUUCUAGGGGCAUUGGGUUGCGGAGCCUUUGGAAACCCGAACGCCGAAGUUGCUGAUUGCUGGGCCGAGGUCUUGCGGGAGAAAGAGUUCCAAGGCUGGUGGGAGAAGAUCGUCUUCGCGAUCCUAGACGAUGCAAAGAAAAUUGCGCAGGGUAACGGGAAUUUCGAUGUCUUCAGAGACAAGCUUCAUGGGAUGACAAUAUGAGCAUUGACGCAGCAAGAAAUUGAGCCCGAAGGUAUAACAUGUCCUCGUCGAUUCUCAUCUUGAAUCGUCACAGUAUAGUUAUAUUUGACAAGGUGGCGACGAUA